Messenger RNA from Gossypium arboreum, 666 nucleotides. RefSeq lists its product as uncharacterized. The transcript has 2 exons. Lineage: Eukaryota; Viridiplantae; Streptophyta; Magnoliopsida; Malvales; Malvaceae. The coding region runs from base 1 to 666 and encodes 221 amino acids. Gene Ontology annotation, biological process: protein ubiquitination. The record is from RefSeq and is a predicted model, not a curated record.
AUGGAUCCUGCAAAUGGUGCUCAAGAUUCAGGGUCCUUUCUGACUCCUUUGUUGAUUUCCUUGGCCGGCAUAGUUGCCACUUGUCUAGCACUAAUUGUAUACCAUUUUUUACUUGUCAAAUACUGCCUAAGAUGGGGAGAUAAACCGGAUGAUGCUACAAAUCCCUCCAUACCAACUGGGCUUCAACAGAAAAUCCUGGGAACAAUUCCAAUCCUGUCUUUCUCCAGGGAUAAAGAUGAAGAAUUGGGCACUCAUCAAACUGAAUGCGCUGUUUGCUUGGGAGAACUAAAGGAAGGGGAGACUAUACGCUUUUUAGAAUCGCCUCCGGCCAACCAUAUUGGAGGAGAAAGGGUUCCGGAUUUGGCUCGAAACAUCGGACAAGGUGGCGAUCAGGCCGCAUCAACGUCCGGGGUUCAGUCAAAUACUUUGUUAAGACAUUGUGUGCCCCUGGUGUUCCCUAGAGUAAGUAAAACACAUGUGAUCACAGGGUUGAAGGGAUCCUUGUCAAUGGAUCAGUUCCACAUAUACAUUAACUUAAUAGAUGACAGUGGAGAUGCUUCUUCUUUAACAUCAAAGAUGAUUUUGUGGAAGAGCAAUUCUUGUAAGGCCCCAUCUAUGAGACAGUUGGAUAGAAUGUCUUCAUUGUUGAGAUCUUUCUCACAGUAG